Messenger RNA from Ahaetulla prasina, 7419 nucleotides. RefSeq names its product neutral cholesterol ester hydrolase 1 (gene NCEH1). NCBI's taxonomy places the organism in Eukaryota, Metazoa, Chordata, Lepidosauria, Squamata, Colubridae. The transcript has 5 exons. Gene Ontology annotation, molecular function: carboxylic ester hydrolase activity. Gene Ontology annotation, cellular component: membrane. The coding region runs from base 305 to 1534 and encodes 409 amino acids. The record is from RefSeq and is a predicted model, not a curated record.
GGGGCUUUUAAGCGCGUGACCCACGAUCCUCCUCCGCCGCCGCCUCCUCCUCUUCGCCCUGCCGGCGUCCCCAGGCAAAGCUGAGCCUCCGGCAAUGAAGAGCAAGGGCGGCCGGCUCGGAAGCGACGGAAAGGCCCGGACUUCCUCUCGCCUCUUUUCCCCCCCACUGAUUGGCUCGGCCGGAUUAUGAAAUCCUAGAAAUGGGAGGCUGCUCGCCGCCUUUGCCGCAAAAAAAGGUCGCCCGGUUUAAAAAGAACCCAGCGCUGGACUGAGGACUAGAAGGGGAGGCUUCGGCGCCGGAGCGAUGAAGUCGGCCGUGGUGCUGCUUGCCGGGUGGCUGGCGCUGACCGCCUAUUACGUCUACCUGCCGCUCCCCAGCACCGUCUCCGAGCCUUGGCAUCUCUUGAUGCUAAAUGCGAUGUUCCGGGUCGUGCAGCAAUCGUGUGACUUUGCUCAUUACAUAGGACUGGGCCACCAUGCAAAAUUGCUAAAUAGUUUUAUUAAUUGGCUGGAAAGCCUGACUAUGCCCUCUGCACGGCCUGUGAAGAUAACAGAUGCCAUAUUUGAUGGUGUUGAGGUCCGAGUGUAUCAGCCAGAUACUCAGAUCAACCAGAAGACGUUAUAUCGCAGCAUCAUCUACAUCCAUGGAGGAGGAUGGGCUUUGUUAAGUACAAAACGAGGCUUCUAUAAUCAUUUCUGUGAGAUUGUGGCCGAAUCUCUGGAUGCUGUAGUUUUCUCAAUUGAUUACAGGUUAGUACCAGAUUUCCACUUCCCGGCGCAGUUUGAUGAUGUCCUCCGGGCCACCAAACAUGUGCUGCUGCCAGAUGUCCUAGCUCAAUAUUCUGUUGAUCCCGCCAGAAUUGCAAUUUCCGGUGAUAGCGCAGGAGGCAACCUGGCUGCUGCCGUGUGCCAAGAGAUAAGUCAAGAGGAGAACAUAACCAAUAGAUUUAAACUUCAGGCCCUCAUCUAUCCCGCCCUUCAAUCUUUUGAUUUUAAUACUCCUUCAUAUCAACAGAACAAACUCGGCCCAAUCUUAACACGUCCGGUGAUGGUGGAAUUCUGGGUAGAGUAUUUCAAUGGAAGUUAUGAUUUUGUCCAGUCCAUGUUGAUGAACAAUCAUACCUCUCUAGACGUGAGCGAGGCCAAUUCCUUCAGAGAUAAAUUAGACUGGACUUUCCUUCUGCCUUCAAGAUUCAGGAAGAAUUACAAACCCAUAACUCCUACCACAGGAAAACCUGAAAUCGUCCAGAAGAUGCCUGGCCUAUUCGAUGUCCGUGCAGGUCCGCUUCUGGCUGAAAAAGAGCUUUUACGCCUGCAGCCCAAAACCUAUAUUAUGACUUGUGAGACCGAUAUUCUGAGAGAUGAUGGUCUCAUGUACGCCAAGCGGCUAGAGAAAGCUGGCGUGGACGUCACCAUUGACCACUUUGAAGACUGUUUUCAUGGCUGCAUGGUCUUCACCGUUUGGCCACUUAAUUUUGCUGCAGGGUUUCAAACCAGAGACAGCUAUCUCAAGUGGCUGAACGAAAACUUGUAAACAGAGAAAGGUCGGUCUCCAGAAAAGCAAUUCAUGCCACUCAUUUGAAGACAUCGCUAGAGAACUUCCAGUACAGAAUAGCAUGCUUCCCCUGUGCAUCUUUCGUGACACAUAAUUUAUGGAGAAAAAGUCUUGUGUAAUCUCCAGAUCCAAUUCGAAAUAUAUUUGCAAGGAAAUAAAUCUGGUCUUAAUGGAGGCAGUAGAAAAAGGUAGCUAAAUAAUCCAUACCCCUGCACACUGCAAGACAAAAAUGAUAUCUGUGAAUAUAGUUUUAUAUAAAAGUUUCUUCAAGAACACUGAGAAAUCAGUGAAAAAAACAGCCAGUCUUAAUCUUGAUUUCCUAUACUGAUUUUCUACAUACAAGAAGAGUUUCUUCUCCCUAUGGGUCUUCAUGUGGAAUGGGGCAAAGGUGCCACAUGUAUGACAUCAUUGCACACUUUUAUCAGACCUCAGAAUGCCAGUGGAUCCAUCAGAAUGUCAAAGUUAUAUUUCACUGCAAAUGUCACUGCUUCAUACACACACACACACACGCACACAAAAUGUAGGGAAGGCAUAGCAAUAGCACUUAGACCUAUAUACCGCUUCACAGUGCUUUACAGCCAUCUCUAAGCGGUUUACAGAGUCAGCAUAUUGGGUCCUCAUUUUACCCGCCUCGGAAGGCUGAGUCAAACUUGAGCCCGGUGAGAUUCGAGCUGCCAAAUUUCAGGCAGCCGGCAGUCAGCAGAAGCAGCCUGCAGUACUGCACUCUAACCACUGCGCCACAUAGCUCAUGGUUAGAGGAUAUGUUUUGAGUGCAGAAGGAACCAAAUCCAUUCCAUCUCUAGAAGUGUGCAGAAUUAUCCAUUCUUAGCAAUAAAAAAAUUACUGAAAGUGUUCUGUUUCUUAUCCAUCCUAGUAGAAAUGGUCCAGUUUUUUAAAAAAAGGUUCUUUUGGGGCUGGAUCGUUGUGACCUUGGAACAUUUUGCAUAUCUUUUAAUUCCCAGCAUCUCUGGGGAAACGAAAUGGCCUGUAACUUUAGAAACGUACUAUUCAUUCUCUCAUUUAGGUUACUUCUAAAGGGGACUAGACAAGAGUCCUAGAGGACAGCAAUGUGUGUGGUAAUUAAUAGUCUAUGCAGUGGAGUCUCUACCGAUCAGAUUCAUAGGAACAACUUUGGGACAGGAAGCUGUCAUAAUCUGUGGACUUGCUAAAGCUUCUAAUGGGCCACUAGGAGUUGAAUACUACUAAAUGGCUGUGCUGUCCCACCCCAACACACAGCCUGAGUUCUACAGGUGUUUAUUUAAAACCCCCAACUGGUACUCAGAAAACACCCCCAUUGCACAAAUCCCAAGUACAGCACGGCACUGUGGCUCAGACUGCUAAUGCAGUCUGUUAUUAACAGCAGCUGCCUGCAAUUACUGCAGGUUCUAGUCCUACCAGGCCCAAGGUUGACUCAGCCUUCCAUCCUUUAUAAGGUAGGUAAAAUGAGGACCCAGAUUGUUGGGGGCAAUAUGUUGACUUUGUACGUAAAUAUACAAAUAGGAUGAAGACUAUUGCUUAACACAGUGUAAGCCACCCUGAGUCUUCGGAGAAGGGCGGGAUAUAAAUGCAAAUUUAAAAAAAAAAGCGUCACUAGGUAACUGAGUCCAACAGGCACAAAAACAAAGUCCAGGAAAGCAGCCCACAAUUCAAACAGGUCAGGAUACACAACACAAGGCAUAGAACUGGGCAACACUCAAGUCCUAAGGUUGGGAUUAAGUAGGCAACGCCAGUGCAGCCCUUCAUGAGAGGCAAGGUUGUCUCCUCAUGAGUAGUAUAGCUGACCAACAUUGUGCCUAUCUCCUCCCUGCUCUAUGUGUUCUUGGAUCAGGAGAAGAUGUGGACUCUACCUCCUCAUUGCUAAUGGACAGCAGCUGGUCCUGGUCCUGGCCUGGAAUCUCCUGGCCAACUUGCUGCAGCUGUGGCUUGGUUCUUUCAGCCUCAGCCUGUCACUCCUCAUUUAUUCAGAGUAGGUCUUAAGUGUGCAUGCAAAAUAAUUAAUAGCAACAGCACUUGCUUAUGGGAGAAACAAUUGCCAAAUUGGCUUGAUGCUUCUGUCACUAUUCCAGAAGCUCUCUUCUGGGCAAGUUAGCACAUUUUCCAGUAAGUGUCAACCACUAACAAGUAGAUGGACUCUCAGUUUUUGGCAGAAACACCACUCACGAGCAGAUGGAUUUCUAACCACUAGCAGUCAUUUGAAAUAAGUCACUAGCGAGGGUUGGUGCCAAGUCAAUAGGUCUGAGGCAGGAAUGUGGUCUAGGCCAGGAGUGCUAGAGCAUGUCCUACAGAGCCAUGGUGACCUCUGAUGGGGUGAUGAUAUCCAGAAUGGACUACAACAUUAUAGGUGAUCGUGCAGGUGUUUCAUGAUUGAUGAAUCAUGGGUCUUGAAGACUGAUGACCAGUAGCUGUUCAACUUUAAUGGGACAGGAGUGAGGCCACCGUACAUGUUUCUCCAAUGCCCUUAGAGUAUGACUGACUGGGGGAUUCUGGGAGUUGAUGUUCACACAUCUUAAAGUUGCCAAGAUUGAGAAACUAAUCUGAUUUUUAAAAAACUAUCAGUGAUGGCAGGGAACUGGACAGCAGCAAAAAAGAUCUUUGCAAGGAAUAUGUUGAGCACACCAGGGGUCAAUGCACUGAGUGAAAGGGGCUGUGUUUUGGUGUUGGUUGCCUGCAAAUCGUUUUUUUUAUGUCAAGACUAAUGCAAGCAGCUUGCUCCUUAUAGGAUUUGGCAGCCCUUCUAGAAGCUAUAGCUGUUAUGUUUGCCUUUCUUCUAUGAGAUUACAUAUUGAUCCAAGAGUUGUCUUUGUGCAAGUUUUUUCAAAACGCAAGUUUUUUGCGUUGCUGUACAAAUAUGUUGCAAACUAAGUGGGCACUCUUCUCAGUCCCACGUAAUAAGGCACUUUAGAGCAGGGGUGUCAAACUGGCGGCCCACAGGCUGGAUGCAUCAUGUGCAGGCCACGCCCCACUGCAGCUCCACCAAGGGGGAAAAGUCGCUAAAGUCACGUGAUGGCAAUGUGACGCCGCGAGUUUGACACCCGUGCUUUAGGGUGAUCAUAUCUAUAGUCAGUUGCAGAAGCAAAUAUCUUGGUGUUUUUUUUUUAAGGCAACCAGUGAUUGGUUCUUCGGUUGAACAAUGUAAUGUGCUUAGUCAAAAGAAAUGUGCUUAGUCAAAUGUGCUUAAUCAAAGGAAAGCAGGAAGUAUAGCAACAUAAGGGCUAGCCAUUGCCCAACCACAUAUUCUCUAAGCAACUAGUCCUGUGGCAAAAUAUAAAUUACAUUAACUCCUUCCCUUCUCCAAAAAAGAGGAGAUGUGAGGAGCAAAGCAUUGUCUGAUGAAACCAGAGAGUGGUCCAUAACUUAAUUUCCAAAUUGAAAUAAAAAUCAUGAAGUUAUAUGCAUGAAUACCAAAUCCCUUGCUUGGGAUGAGGCCAGAGGUAGUAUUCAGACGCUUUUUACCGGUUCAGGCGAACCGGUAGUGGAAAUCGCAGGUGGGCCCACCUACCCGUCCCGGCUCUAUGGUUUAGUUUUCAAGGCUGGGCGCAAGCACGGAAGGGGCACAAGCGAGCAAAGUGCAUGCAUGGAAGACUGGGCGCAUGCGUGGUGGUGGGCAUGCAAAGCAAGUGUGCGCACAAGUGGCGAACUGGUGGUAAGAAUAUUAGAAACCCACCACUGGAUGAGGCCUAUAUUAUAGGUUCAUGCUUGCUAAGCCUCCUCAUGAUAUUUCUGCUCUGGCCUAAGUCAGUUGUCAGCUUUGGAAGCCAUACUAGGCCGGAAGCUUCCACGCUGCCACUUUCUCAUGUGUGGGAAAGUAGGAGGGGGGAUUUAGUAGAGGGGCACAUUAGACAUAAUAACAUUCUUCCUACUAAUUGUAUAUAACUGUACAUUGGAUGAAUUAUUUGAUAAGAUUGUAAAAAUAAAACUUUUUUAUAAAAAAAAUAAAAUAAAUAACAUUCUUCCUGCCGGUCAAGGUCAGGUCAGUCCUGCAUCUGGAGAAGGAGUGGUGUCUCGAGAUGGGACGGUUGGCCAUUGGAGCAUGUGAUCGGCAGAGGGGUCAGGGGGAUGGUUUUGGAGUUUGUUUUACUGAAGGAAAACCCAGAUCAGAUACCUUGAUGAACGUAUCUUUUCUUUUAUGUACACUGAGAGCAUAUGCACCAAGACAAAUUCCUUGUGUGUCCAAUCACACUUGGCCAAUAAAAAUUCUAUUCUAUUCUAUUCUAUCUCUCAGAUUCGGAUUUUCCCCAGAUGUGCCAGUUUACCUAUCCUAGUAAAAGAACUUUGAAAGAUGCAUGCUUCGGAGUUUUUACUUGGAGAGGGGGUUUUCUGGAACGCUGACAUUAAUCCGAAUCCAAAACCCUUUGGUUUCUAGUACAAGUAGUCCUUGACUUAAGACUACGCAUUUAGCGACUGCUUGAAAUUACAGUGGUGCUAAACAAAACGACCUACUUCGAUCACAAUUCAAGUCUCGGCAACUGGCAUGUAAUUACAAUUAUUACAGCUGAGAUUAUGGGAUCACCAUCUGUGACCUUCCUGACAAGCAAAGUAAGCAGCAGAAGCCAGAUUCACUUAAAAACCAUGCGAUUCACUUAUCAACCAUGGGGGGGAAAAACCACAUCGUAACACUGAGUGUGAUUCACUAAACGACCACAUUACUUAGUGAUGGAAGUUGUAGUCUAGCUGUAAGUGAAGUUCUAGCUGUAAGUGAAGGACUACUUGAAAUGGGACAAAAAAUGUUAGACAUAUAGUUUGUAGUCUGCCUGUGUAUACUUACCGAUGUCUCAUCUUUUGUAAAGUCUAUCAGCAUCCUGCCGUGGGAAUAAGAAUGCUGGGGCUCCUUGGUUGAUGGGUUCAUGGUGUUCUGAGCUUGGUUGUUUCCUUGCAGACGUUUCAUUACCCAAACUAGGUAAUACCAUCAGUUCUAGUAAGGAGUGGGUUUUGUUCUCACUUUAUAUUAUAUUGACUUGCUCAGUGAGUGUUGGUGAGGAUGGUUUUAGAGGUUCUUUGGUUGGGCUGUUUACUGUUAGCUUCUUUGGCAGUUCCUUGUAUUUUGAAAUACUGUAUUUAGCUGUUACAAAGCUCUUCAUUUCUUUUGCCAGUAGGUGGCAUAGCUGGAAACAACAGCUGACUCCAUGAAGCUGGGUUUUUUUUUUUUUUUUGGUAAACUAGGAAGCUCUUCAAAUGCGAAGUCUUCAAUUCUAAAAUUAAAAUGUGUUUGUCUAGGAAAUUCAGAGUUAACCGCAGCUUCAAUCUGCUUGUUUUUCACAAGAAGCAAUCUUUAAAAGAGUUCAAGGCAAACUGAUAACUGCUGGAAAUAAACAUUUCAGAUUGGAAAUUUUGUUUACAAUGCUUUCCUUUCUUCUUUCUUUCUUUCUUUCUUUUUCUUUCUUUCUUUCUUUCUUUCUUUCUUUCUUUCUUUCUUUCUUUCUUUCUUUCUUUCUUUCAUUCGUUCGUUCUUUCUUUUGUCUGACCUAAGCAUAGUACAUAAAAUCAUCUGCUACAAUGUCCUACCAGCCAAUGAAUACUUCAGCUUCAACCAAAACAAUACAAGAGCACACAAACCGAUCCAAACUAGACUGCAGAAAAUAUGACUUCAGUAAUAGAGUUGUCAACACCUGGAAUGCACUACCUGACUCGGUGGUUUCUUCCCCAAAUCCCCAAAACUUUAACUUUAGACUGUCUACUGUAGACCUCACCCCAUUCCUAAGAGGUCUGUAAGGGGCGUGCAUAAGCACACCAGUGUGCCUACCGUCCCCGUCCUAAUGUUUUCUUUUAUUCAUAUUCUUUACAUGUAUUUAUAAUUAUGUUUACACUUGUAUCUGUCAUAAAAUACAUGCUUGACGAAAUAAAUAAAUAAAAUUUCAGAUUGGAAA